Rotaria sp. Silwood2 is the source of this 1092-nucleotide messenger RNA. The record is from the annotation of a GenBank genome assembly. NCBI's taxonomy places the organism in Eukaryota, Metazoa, Rotifera, Eurotatoria, Philodinida, Philodinidae.
AUGUCAUCCAAUGAAAAUAUUGAAAAUGCAAAAAAACAAAAAGCGACAGAUAAAGAACCUAUAACCAAGGAGAAAAACAGCAAUGCUCAACAAACAAAUAAAGAACAAAAGGCAUCUAAAACAAAUACUACUCCGAUUAAUCGACAAAUAUCAAACACUUCUGCUCAAUGCAUGAGUGAUAGUGACGAUAAUGAAAAUAAUCCUACUAAUAGAUCACCUGUUCGUAUGACACGAUCAUCGUUUUUUUCGUCUAAACUUAGUCUUCGUUUUGAUAAUUCCGAUGAUGAGGAAAAUUCAUCGUAUUCGUCAUGGGCUCAACGUGAUAUAGCCGAAUAUCGUAGUGGUUAUCCAGAUGCACGACAAUACCCAAGAAUAAAAGAUAAUUAUGACUUUUAUAUUAAUAAAAUUUGUUCUCAUCCUGAUGGAGAUUUUAUUGAUAACAUACAUAAAAAGUGGUUUGGUGAUUACCGUAGAUUAGAAAUUCAUCAUGGUUAUAUUCAAUGGUUAUUUCCAUUACAAGAACGAGGUCUUAAUUAUUCUGCUGAACCAUUACAAAAACAUGAAAUUGAAUUAAUUAAAAAAGAUGAGAAGGCACUAAAACGUAUAUUAACAUCGUAUAAACUCAUGCUUGAUUUUUAUGGUUUUGAAUUAGUCGAUGAAAAAACAGGUGAAAUAUGUCGUUUACCUGAUGAUGCUUACAAAUCACGUUUUCGUAAUUUGAAUACAUCAUCUCAUAAUUAUUUACGUAUAACUCGUAUUUUAAAAUGUCUAGGUGAAUUCGAUUAUGAAUAUCUCAAAUUUCCUUUUCUUGAACAAAUAUUACGAGAAAGUAUUACAGAAAAUACAUUACCAAAUUGUCUUCGUUCAUGUAAAGAUUAUUGGAUUGAAACAUUACGAAGUCGAGAUGAACGACAUGCUAUUCGACAAUAUGCAAGAGAUUUACUUGAUUAUCAAAAAAAGGGAAUAAUACCACCACAACCGCAUCGUGCUAUUAGGCCAUCAUCAUCAAUCUCAACAUCAACAACAAAAUCCACAAAAAAAACUAAACAAUCGUCAUCAAAAACAAUAAAAAAUCAUAAUAAUAGUGAUUAA